GACGAGGUCGAGGAUUUGUAUCGUCUCCUGGCCAAAGUCCAGAGCUCCCUGCACAUUGACGCCGUCUGUUCCGGAGCAAUUCUGUCAGAUUAUCAGAGGAUCAGAGUUGAGAAUGUGUGUUCACGGUUGAAUCUGAUCUCAUUGAGCUUUCUGUGGCGGCGAGACCAAUCCGAGCUCCUCCGGGAAAUGAUCUCGUUUCAGAUGAAUUGCGUCGUGAUCAAAGUUGCCACGUUGGGUUUGGAUCAAAAACAUUUGGGGCAAUCCCUAGCCCAGCUUCAAGAUCAUCUAAUGGCUAUGGAGACUAAAUUCGGGAUCAAUGUUUGUGGGGAAGGUGGUGAAUAUGAAACCUUUACGCUGGAUUGUCCACUGUUUAAGAAAUCCAUAAGCAUUGAUGAAAGCAAAGUCAUCGUUCAUUCGGCUGAUGCAUUUGCGCCUGUCGCCUUCUUACAUCUCAAAAGUUUGUCUUUGAAAGAUAAGAUUGAACAGGCCAAUGUCACAUCUGCCACUCAGAUGGAAAUGCUCACGACCAACAUGGAAAUCCGAGAUUAUCUCAGACACCCAAGAGAUUUGGUUUCUCAUUGCCACGAUCUCCGCCCCUGUUUCGAAAAUUGUGAAAACCACCUGUCAGCAAAACUGCCUGACGACGUUUCCUCCUUUACCUUGGGCAAAUCGGUCUCCUAUUUGCCAUCGUCGAGUUGUGUAAGCUUCCAAGAUGGUUCGACCGGAUGGUUCGCUAUCGGAAAUUUGCCGAUUCAAAGCCGAAACGAGGGCGAGAAUGGUGCUCAAGAUGAUCCAGCUGAAGCUAUGGAACAGGUUUUCCGGCAAUUGAAAGAGUGCUUGGAUUCUCAUGGUUGGAGUUUUUCCGAUUUGGUGAGUGUCACGCUCUUGGUCUCGGAUAUGGCGCAAUAUGCGGUGAUAAAUCAACGUUAUGUGAAAAACUUUGGCAUCAAUCCGCCCAUCAGAGUGUGCGUUCAAACCCAUCAAGACUCGGCCGUCAUCUUGCAUGCCUUGGGAUUUCAUCUUAGAGAAGACAAGCACUUUGCCCUGGAGACCACUCGAAGGACCAUGCAUGUGCAGAGCAUCUCUCACUGGGCUCCGGCCAAUAUCGGUCCUUACAGCCAAUAUGUUGAGGUUGAUAAUGUGAUUCACAUUGCUGGACAAAUUGGCCUGAUUCCCGGUUGCAUGGAAUUAAUCCCCGGUGGUUGCGGUCCCGAGGCCAAGCUCUCCUUUAGGCACGUGCAUCGCAUAUUAGAGGCUCAUAAGUUGGGAUUCCAAGCCAUUGCUCAGAUAACAUGCUACAUAACGUCGAGAGGUGAUUUUAGAACUGUCCAUGACAUUUGGAAUCAAAUUGAAACCGAAUCUUCGUCCGGAAAGGCUCGUCUGAAUGUGAUCGUGGUUCCUCGACUUCCCCGAGAUGCCAGUGUUGAAUGGCAGGUCCUCGGAUUACGACCCUACAGAAUAGACACCGAAGAUUUGGAAUCGUCCAAAGACCAGGUGUCCAAAUCUAUGUGGAAUGUAGAAUCGGGAGAACAACUGAGGGAUGAUGAGGUGGUUUGUGAGGAAUGGCUUUCCAUUGAAUCGCAGCAAGUGGAUUCGCACGUGGGCGAAAUUGGAAGACGAGACGACGACGACGACGACGACGAUCAAGAGGAACUAGAAGCCCGAGAGAAAUCGUUCGUCGUCGUACUCAAUGCAAGAUUGGGAAAUAAAGUUGGCCCAUCCAGCGUUGGAAAUGUGUUUUCCUGCAUGUGGAAGCAUUUAAGCACCAAUUCAGUUGACUUUGCUCAUUUUCAAGUAUUCUACCCGCCAAAAGAAUCCACCCUCCUAUUAGAAGUACUGGAAGCUAACCUCCCAACCAGAACGUCGAUCUCAGUUAUCCCGGCCCAAUCCGUGGACGAGAGCGUUGGGCUAUUGUUCAAUAGUAUGAUAAGAAUGUCUCAAAAAUAAAGUUGACUGAAACCCCACA
Messenger RNA from Tigriopus californicus, 1966 nucleotides. RefSeq lists its product as uncharacterized. Lineage: Eukaryota; Metazoa; Arthropoda; Copepoda; Harpacticoida; Harpacticidae. The record is from RefSeq and is a predicted model, not a curated record. Gene Ontology annotation, molecular function: diphthine-ammonia ligase activity. Gene Ontology annotation, biological process: protein histidyl modification to diphthamide.